This is a messenger RNA of Lachancea thermotolerans CBS 6340, 609 nucleotides long. RefSeq lists its product as uncharacterized. The record is from RefSeq and is a predicted model, not a curated record. Bases 1 to 609 code for a protein of 202 amino acids. Gene Ontology annotation, molecular function: protein binding. The transcript has a single exon. Lineage: Eukaryota; Fungi; Ascomycota; Saccharomycetes; Saccharomycetales; Saccharomycetaceae. Gene Ontology annotation, cellular component: cytoplasm; nucleus.
AUGAACAUUUGGAUUGCUGCUAGUGACGGAAGGGCUGAGCUUGUCGAGAAGUUUCUCUCGGAAGGGUUCACCGCAGAAUCAAAAGAUCCUAACGGAUACACGCCCAUUCACGCCGCUGCUUCAUAUGGUCACAUUGACUUGCUGCGGGAGCUUUGCUCCGCGCCUUACAGCGGGAGCGUCAACGUGAGGGACAACGAUGGAGACACGCCGCUGCACCACUGCGAGGAUGCCAACACUGCCCGUGUUAUCCUGGAAGAGCUCGGGGGAGACGCUAAACUGACAAACAACGAAGGAAAGACCGCUUUGGCUGUGUGUGAAGAAGAUGGAGAAUUCACAGAUCUGAUACAAUAUCUGAGAGGUGUCAGUGGCCAACAAGAGGAACCGCUCGGUAUUGACAGUGAGCAACUAGCCCAAUUCAAAGACAAUUUGCGCUACACCCUCGAAAAUGAUCCCGAAACAGAUGAUCCUCAAAGCAUUGAGCGUCGCCAAAAGCUGGAGCAAAUCCUCAACGGAGGGAACCCAGAGCAAGAUUUAGAAAACUAUAUAAGGGACCUUGUUCGCUCUCAACUUCUUGCUGAUGAUGAGCCCAGCAAGAGGAGAAAAGAUUGA